Molecule: messenger RNA, 573 nt
Organism: Camellia sinensis
Lineage: Eukaryota; Viridiplantae; Streptophyta; Magnoliopsida; Ericales; Theaceae
Source: RefSeq, a predicted model, not a curated record
AUGGGUGUGUUGGACCUCGAUAUGACAUUGCUUAAAGAUAAACCUGUAGACAUUAAUGAAUAUAGUACUGCAGAACAAGUUGCCCUUUCUGAAUCUUGGAAAAGGUCCAGUAGACUCAGCUUGAUGUUCAUGAAGAUGACCAUUGCAAAGAACAUUAAGACCUCCUUACCUCAAACUGUUAAUGCAUUGGAAUACUUAAAGGCUGUUGAAGAUCGAUUUAGAUCUGCUGACAAGUCACUUGCUGGCACUAUUAUGGCUGAAUUGACAACAAUGAAAUAUGAUGGUAACCGAGGAGUUCAGGAUUACAUCCUCAAUAUGGCUGACAAAGCUGCAAAGCUUAAAACUUUAGGAAUGCAAGUUGAUGAAACUUUUCCCAUGCAGUUUAUUCUCAACUCACUUCCAUCACAGUUCAGCGCAUUCAAAAUUCACUAUAACACCAAUAAAGAAAAGUGGAGUUUGAAUGAGCUGACUAAUAUGUGUGUUCAGGAGGAAGUGAGGUUGGGGGAGGAAGGACGUCAAAUUGCAUUGGCUGUAACUCAUGGAGCUAUAAAGAAAAAGAAGGGAAAAUAUUGA